Molecule: messenger RNA, 434 nt
Organism: Mytilus trossulus (common blue mussel)
Lineage: Eukaryota; Metazoa; Mollusca; Bivalvia; Mytilida; Mytilidae
Exons: 4
Coding region: 7-324 (105 amino acids)
Source: RefSeq, a predicted model, not a curated record
CUACAAAUGACAGAAGUAGACAAUUACAGUUUGAUACUAGAAUUAGCAGUUGGUAUACCAAUGGCUUUCUUACUUUUCGUGUUAACUAUACUUCUGUGUAUUGUCUAUAAAAGUCACAGACAACGACAAACAAAAUCAAAAUUUAUAGAAGAGGAUCUAGACAGGCCUGUUCCUAUAGAAGGAAGCUUGUUUGCUGGUAAUAUGGCCAAACGGUACAACGGAAGCAAAUCUUUUCUACCUUUUGGAGGAUACUGGGAUAACGGAUCUUUUGACUACCACGAAGAUAUCGACAGAACAUCAUAUCUUGGCAAAAUGUCAAAUUAAUAACAAUGGUCGAUUAUCGCACGGAUGAAGAUUUGCUGAAUUUUGACAUUUAUUGACAGCAAUUAAAUUAUGGGGAAUUUUUUGAAAGCUAUUAAAAUUAUAUUAUAUUA